Molecule: messenger RNA, 417 nt
Organism: Rhizopus microsporus ATCC 52813
Lineage: Eukaryota; Fungi; Mucoromycota; Mucoromycetes; Mucorales; Rhizopodaceae
Exons: 2
Coding region: 1-417 (138 amino acids)
Biological process (GO): positive regulation of mRNA splicing, via spliceosome
Cellular component (GO): spliceosomal complex
Molecular function (GO): RNA binding
Source: RefSeq, a predicted model, not a curated record
AUGUCAAACAUCUUGGGCGUUUUUGGUUUAAGCUUGAGAACUAGAGAGGAGGACUUGGAGGAUGAAUUCCGUAAAUUUGGUGCCAUUGAAAAAGUUACUAUUGUUUAUGAUCACAGGACUGACAGAUCAAGAGGCUUUGGUUUCGUAUACUUCCAAGAUCAAGAGGAUGCCACUCGUGCUCGUGAUGCAAUGAAUGGCAAAGACAUUGAUGGACGUAAAAUUCGUGUUGAUUAUUCUGUCACUCAUCGUCCUCAUACUCCCACCCCUGGCCAGUAUAUGGGCGAGAGAAGACCCAACUACUAUGACCGUGACCGCAGAUUUAGAGAUAGACGAAGCCGUAGAAGUCGUUCUCGUUCUUUUGACAGACGUAGAAGAUACUAUCGUUCAAGAAGCCGCAGCCGAUCUUGGUCUCGUUAA